Messenger RNA from Callorhinchus milii (elephant shark), 825 nucleotides. It is a transcript of the gene dnajc14, whose product is annotated as DnaJ (Hsp40) homolog, subfamily C, member 14. The coding region runs from base 1 to 669 and encodes 222 amino acids. Gene Ontology annotation, molecular function: dopamine receptor binding. The transcript has 5 exons. The record is from RefSeq and is a predicted model, not a curated record. Lineage: Eukaryota; Metazoa; Chordata; Chondrichthyes; Chimaeriformes; Callorhinchidae.
AUGGGUUGGCAGAGGCUUCAGUCACUAUUGCUGCGUCUUGUUGUGACUCCAUCCCUCUCUCUCUCCCUGUCUCUCUCUCGCUCUCUCAGUAAGCGAGCCACAGAGAGCGAGCUGCAUCGCUCCAUGAACGAGUUCCUCAGCAGACUGCAGGACGACCUGAAGGAAGCCAUGAACACCAUGAUGUGCAGUAAAUGCGAAGGCAAGCACAAGAAGUUUGAGAUGGACCGGGAUCCGCUGUGCGCUCGCUAUUGCGCGGAGUGUAACAAGAGGCACUCGGUCGAGGAGGGAGAUCUGUGGGCCGAGUCCAGCAUGCUGGGCCUCAAAAUCACCUACUUCGCCAUGAUGGACGGCAAAGUGUACGACAUCACAGAGUGGGCCGGCUGUCAGCGGGUGGGGAUUUCCCCCGACAUCCAUCACGUUCCUUAUCACAUCUCCUUCGCAACCCGCACCCCAGGAGGUGGUGCGCGACACAGACCGAGCACGGAGAGCGGCCUGCCAUCCGCUCCCGACCUUCAGGAAUUCUUCACCCGGAUUUUCACCCCCAACGGCAGCUUCUCGGGCCCCUGGACCCCGCCGGCCCCCGGGACCCAGCCCCGCUCGGAGGCCUCGCAGCGAGCCGACUCCAAGCCCAAGAGGAGGAAGAAGGUGCGGAGGACGUUCCCGCGAUAAACGAAUUCCCCCGGGAAUCGGCUCCGGCUCCAUCUCCGCGCAGAAUCCAGGCACGGGCGGACUGACUGACUCGACUCCCGCUGACGCCUCCCGAGGCUCGCACUCAGCCAGAGAGAGAGAGGGGGGGUAAACGAGAGGGGUAAGAGGAGAGUGAUA